Molecule: messenger RNA, 1220 nt
Organism: Pseudoliparis swirei
Lineage: Eukaryota; Metazoa; Chordata; Actinopteri; Perciformes; Liparidae
Product: dynein light chain Tctex-type 3-like
Exons: 5
Coding region: 63-407 (114 amino acids)
Biological process (GO): microtubule-based movement
Cellular component (GO): cytoplasm; cytoplasmic dynein complex; kinetochore
Molecular function (GO): dynein intermediate chain binding
Source: RefSeq, a predicted model, not a curated record
AGCGCGUCCACGAAACAGCAGCCGAGUCGGUGACAAUAAAGAUAAUCCCUCUGUGAGUAACGAUGGAGGAAUAUAACUCUGGAGAUGAGCAGGCGGUCUUCAACGCUGAUGAGGUCAAUGUCUCGGUUAAAGAGUGUAUUGAAGGUGUUAUCGGUGGCACAGAUUACAACCAGAGUAAAGUGAACCAGUGGACGGCCGGUAUAGUGGAGCACUCUCUGACUCACCUGGUGAAGCAAGGCCGUCCGUUCAAAUACAUAGUAAACUGUUCGAUCAUGCAGAAGAGCGGCGCUGGCCUCCACACAGCCAACUCCUGCUUCUGGGACACGACGACUGACGGAAGCUGCACCAUCAGGUGGGAGAAUCGCACCAUGUACUGUGUGGUCAGUGUGUUUGCUGUGGCGCUGUGAGCUGCUCUCUCUCUGGACACCAUCGUGUCUGAUGCUUGAAAUGGCACCGUGACCAAGAAGCCAUGAAGAUCCUCUGAUGUUUCCUUCUGGAUGUACAAGUAACUUGUUCCCCCCCCCACAGGCUUGAACUACAUAACGCCAGAAUAAGAGUCGUGGUUUGCAGAACGUUGCUUUGUAGGGACCACGGAGUCGUGCUUUAAGUAAUAACAUCGGAGUGAACACUAACUAGUUUCUCUCCCUAAUGUUGUAUUCUGUGUUUAAUAUGAAUCUUGAUUAGUUUUAAGCCGUGCUAGCAUCCCAAGCGUCUGUCCAGACUGAAAUAUCCCAACUACUAUUGGAUGGAGAGCCGUGAAAUGUACUGCAUACACUCUCAUUACGUGUGCUGCCUCAAGCGGGUUACAUUAUGAUUAGUUUGCAUGCGUUACUUUGGCUUAUGAACGAACGACAGUGUUUAAAGCUCAUUAAACGUUGGCUUCACGCCAAGACGGUGAACAGAGCCUAAGUACAGCCUCAGAAGACUCUUAGUAUGGUCUUCUUUUAUCUCUUUCAUUACAUUCCCGAAUGAAACGGUUUCUACGUUUGGUAUUUAACAAAAUCCGACUUGUGUUUUAGUAGAUAUCUGAUAACUUGUACAAAGUAUCUCUGGUCUGCCUUCAUGAUUUGUUGAUUAGUUUGUUUUUCCAGAUUGAUGGAGUUUAACGGUCAGAAGGAAAAAUGCACUUUUUCUAGACUCUGUAGAAAUCUUUAAUUUCUUCUGUAAAACUGAGUCCGUUGAGGUUGUUUAAUAAAGAGUUUUAACUAGUGCAUUCACAA